UUAAACCCUCACCGCCGCCAGACUUCCCACAAUUCUUCAUCUUUCUCUUCUUCUCUGAUCAAAACGUCGAUAGCCGCGCGAUAUAAUGAAAAUUGUGUUUGUCAAUUGAUUUGGGAAUAAGAUGAGAUUAGAAAAGUGCUGGUUUUGUUCCUCCACCAUAUAUCCAGGGCACGGCAUUGAAUUUGUUCGCAAUGAUGCCAACAUUUUCCGAUUCUGUAGAUCCAAAUGCCACAAGAACUUCAAGAUGAAGAGGAAUCCUCGUAAAGUAAAAUGGACCAAAGCCUAUAGGCGUUUACUUGGAAAGGACAUGACACAGGAUUCAACAUUUGAGUUUGAAAGAAAGCGUAAUAGGCCAGAGAGAUAUGAUAGGAACAUUGCAGAGAAUACUCUUAAGGCAAUUAAAAAGAUUGAUAAAAUCAGAUCAGACAGGGCAUCCGACCACAUCAAAAACAGACUUAAGACAGGCAAAAUCCAAAGGCAGAAAGAAGCAAGAAAGCAGUUGGAGCAGGACAUCCACUUGGUGAAAGCUCCGCUUGCUCUUGCACAAGACUCAUCACUUUACCUUCCAAAAAUUAAAGUCAAUGUCUCCCAAACUCGGACAGAAGAGAAUCAGCCCAUGGAAGGGUGAAUUUGGUUGUGUGCAACUCCUCACUUUAGUAUCAAGAAUUUUGUGUUGCGUGGAUGCAAAUGGUUAUCCAGAAUUUUGAAAAGCAUAUUUAAAUAUUAUUACUCUCUCUCUCUCUCUCUCUCUCUCCUUGUUUCUAAUUUUAAAAUCUCAUUAACAAAAAAUUGUUAUGUUUGUUUUUCUAUUUUAAAUGUGGUUUUGCAUGCUUCCACCAAAACAUUGACCUUUGUAGUAAGACGUGGAUAUCUGGACUCCUGUCUUUCUCGUAUAUAAGCGUUUGUCUGAGGUGUGGACUUUGGAGUUGGGAUUGGUGGACUGGGGUUUUCAUUUUUGUAUUCCCAUUUUCCCCUCUGCAUUGAUGCCGGCCUUUGAAAUUAGAAACCAUCGGUUUGGGUCACAAAUUAACGUUUACUGUUGGAAAGGUGCAUUACUUGACCUCCAAGGCCCAUUCUACGAGAGGGAGAACCUUCUGACAGGACAGCCAAGCCUCAAGUGACAUGUAUUGUAUUCUCAAGUCAGGAUUAAGGAAGGUAUCCGAAUCCGUCGGGUUUUAAUUUGAUUCGA
Durio zibethinus is the source of this 1189-nucleotide messenger RNA. Its product is annotated as putative ribosome biogenesis protein RLP24. Gene Ontology annotation, cellular component: nucleolus. Gene Ontology annotation, molecular function: structural constituent of ribosome. The record is from RefSeq and is a predicted model, not a curated record. Gene Ontology annotation, biological process: ribosomal large subunit biogenesis. Lineage: Eukaryota; Viridiplantae; Streptophyta; Magnoliopsida; Malvales; Malvaceae.